AUGGGACCGAAAACGAGAGAAGGUUACCGUGGCUUGGUUGCUCCAACCUCCAACAACGAGGGGUUGGGAGAAGAACAUUGCUCCCGCCCACGCAAUGAUCGAGGCAACGGCGUGGGUCGGCCGCCACAAGCACGGAAACAGCGUCGAGGUAACCGACAGGGAAAGGGCACUGGCCCUGUCAAGAUCUGGUGCUGCCCGAGCACGUCGGCGCUGCGCGAGGAGGCGUGUGCUAACCUAAAUGCGAUGACCAGACCGAGGCUGUGGCGAGAACAAGCACAACGGUCAGAGAAGCUGGACGCCGGGUAUCGUCAACUCGAGAGGCUCAGAGAAAGUUACAAGUCAGACCGAGAGCGGGGAGUUGCCGGCGGCAAGCGCCGCUUCCUGUCCUUGCUGCGAGAAGAGAUGAGCGAGGACCAGAGGGAACGGUGGAUGAAGCGCAGAGCGCUAAUGAGGGCUGACCGCUUCACGGUGGGGCAGAGGAGAGAACUGCGGGAGUGGUUUGACUGCCUGGACAAGGAUGGGUCAGGAGAGAUAGACUCAUCGGAGUUGUCUCAUCCGCUGCUCUGUACCGGCCUUGCGCGGAGCGCCCUGGAAGUAGGACGGCUGGUGCGGCAAGUGGACAAGGACGGAUCGGGGGAGAUAGGGUUUCACGAGUUCCUGGCCAUUCUCCAGCCCAAGGGGGCAACCGCCGGAAAGAGCGCCAUCGAUAAGAUAACCCAUCUCCAAGAUGUCAAAAAGGCGCAUGGUAGCGAUAUGCAGACCGUGGUGGCGAUAGAGCGGAGAUCAUUGCUCAUGAAAGAGAUCCUCGACGAAGCCGCGUUCAGGAGCUCUGCGCUGGAUGAUGUCGAGGAAAAGAGGUGCGGUCGAUUUCAACGACAAAGGGACCCUUGUGGGCAAGGAGGCUAG
This is a messenger RNA of Ectocarpus siliculosus, 906 nucleotides long. The record is from the annotation of a GenBank genome assembly. NCBI's taxonomy places the organism in Eukaryota, Phaeophyceae, Ectocarpales, Ectocarpaceae.